UCUCCGUCCUCCCGUCCCUCCUGCCUGCAGAGUUUUCCGUCCUGUGUCAGGAUAACAUCGUAAACGAGGACCACCUGACGGUAAGACCGGACUAAAUGGAAGCAGCGGAGGAAACUCUCACUUACCGAGAUGUCACCGGACUUCACAGGAAGCUGCUGCCAGAGGACAAACAUAAGGACAACACGGACAGUAAGGGCCGCGCAACGGAGACAAACAGCGACGAGUCCAACUAUGUGGAUCUGGACAUGAAACCCGACGUCGCAAAAACAGUGAAAGUAACUUUCACUGGAGAGGGAAACCAGCUGUCUGUUGUGAAGUGCGACAGUUCAAAGCACGACAAGAUGGUCUUUGUUGGAGAGCAGUUAGAGGACAGGCCUGUGCCGGGUGAGCCUCCUCUGGAAACUUUGACCAAACUUCCCAACACCGAUCAGGACUCGGAGAAUGAGAAGCAGCGCCAGGCCGAGCUCGACCCGAGUGACUGCAGUGAACACGUGUGCAGUGAGAGUGAUGAGCUCCAAUACACUGACAUGUAUCUGAACAGCAAGACGGAGUCUGAUGAUGGUGCCAGCGCGGUGCUGUCCGACCACUGCGGCUCCGACACCGUGGAGGACGAGUCCCACUAUAUCACGACGCACGAAAUCCAGCUGACAGAGCUCGACCACGAUGUAGAUUACGACCUGGGUCGAGGGACCUGUUGGGACUUUGAAGACAACAACCUGGUCUAUUCCUUUGUGGAUUACGCGUCGUUUGAAAGCGAUGACACCCAGGAGGGGACUUUGAUACUGGAGGGCAGGAGCCAGCCGAAAGUGCAGUCUAAACCUGGUGGAGCAGUUGUCAGCACCGAGCAGGAUGAUAGUGAUCUUUGUGACUCGGACAAAUGCGCCAGCUCAGAUGAAAGCGUGUGCAAAAACCAAAGCGGAGACGCCAAUGGGGGGGAAAUUCAUUUAUCCAUCAAAACAUCCUCCAGGGCGGUGAACGAGCCUGUCAACAUCUUUGACAACAACACAUGUGGGUACACAAAACACUUUGGAGACAGGAGCCACUUCUCUUUUGUGAGCUCUGGCGCCAGACCGGGGCCCUUGUGCGAUAGAGCCCCAUACUUCAUCCCUGCUCCGGGCCGUCAGCACCUCGCAACCAAACUAAGACGGAAAGAUAUUAAUGAGUAUUCCAGUGGAGCGUCCAGCUCCAUUAGUGAGCUGGACGACGCCGAUAAAGAGGUGCGUAAUUUAACCGCCAAGUCUUUCCGGAGCUUGGCAUGUCCCUACUUUGAUGCCAUUAAUCUAAGCACCUCUAGCGAGUCCUCUAUGUCAGAAUGUGGGCUUAAUAAAUGGUCAGCGUAUGUGGACUUCAAUUACGGAAACAUAUCACGGGGAAGAGAGCGGAGCGUAAUUGCGCACAAGACUUCCAGCGCCACUUUGGAAAUGAAUAAGACUGUGGACGGUAAGAGACAUGGUAAGUCUAUUACCGGCAUGAAAGCUCCACAAACUAAAAUGUACGCACUGAACAAGAGAACAACCUCUCAGCAAUCGUCCUCUUCUAGCAAAAAUAUCGAUUCGGCUCAGCCAAAGCAGCGUGGAGUCACGCUGAAUUUUCGCUGUAAUGUUGAAGCGCCUGAAGGCGCCAGACGCCCAAAAUGCUCGAAGAAAGCACGACCCAAUGAGGGUACCGGGACUGUGUUGUCCAGGUCAGGAUGUGAGAUGCAAUGUCACAUAGAUGGCACGGGCGACACGCACAAAAGAGCAGUUUUUGCAUCGAGUCUGUUGAAAAACGUGAUUUCCAAAAAGAUGCAGUUCGAGCAGGAGCGCAAAAUGGAGAGGGGUGAAAGUUCUGACACAUACCCAGCGCUCUCCCCGAGUUUUCAAGGACGAGGCUUCCAAAGACAGACAUCAGAGUCAGGCUCAGGAUUUACUGUUAAUUCUGCUGAUGAUCAACGCGUGGAGGGCAGCAGACCCGGAUCCUGUGAGCCUGCGGAGGAGCAGAAAAGCAACAAACCGACAGAUAAUUCAGAAAAAUCACAAGCUGAGCCUCCAAAAGCAACUCUCAGCCUAGGUCACAGUAGUGCUUUUAAUUCAACGAAAGAAGACGAGUCAAAACCUGCAAAGGAGGCUGAACCCACAUCUGUAAGUGACACACAGACCACAGCGAAAAAAGGAUUAGACACCAGCAGCAUGCUGACAAAACUGCUUUUCGUUCCAAGCUGCCAGCUCCAUUCAAAAGAGAAAGGUUUUACAGAAGACUUGCAGAGCCGUGCACCUGUGACAGUCGCACCUGCUGGUCCACAGAAAUGUGAAAAAGAGUUCAAAACAGGCAACAAUGGAAACAUAUUAGGCAAAGAGGAGAACAAGAAGGGGGGGAAAGCCCCUGAGAUAAACAUAUGCCUGAGGAGUGUGAAGGAAAAUAAAGGCUGCACACUGAAUAUUGCCAACCUUUUAACCCCUAAAAUAAGUUACAACACUGUUAACACAUUCAGGGCAGCAGGCGAUGCCAAAUACCACAUUUUGUCCGCUUCAGAUAAAAUCCCAAACUUUACUGUUAGAGACAUAAGAGACACCAAAUGCAAGUUUCAAACACCAAUAUAUCAUGUCAGAGAUGUCCGUAAACUGGUCAAAAGUUCGUAUCGCUUUGUUUCUUUGGAUAACAGUGAGAGUAAAUGUUCCACGGCAGCUGAUAAACUCGAGGAAAAGGCCACAAAGGAGCCAGUUAAGCAUUCAUUACCAUCUCCCAUUGUGAUUAAAUGUCACUCCGUGAAAACAAACGCCAAACAGCAGACAGCUGAGGUGUCGCAGAAACAGGCAGAGGCAGGAGUCCCAUCCGAAACAUCUCAAAGUGAAAAUACGCCAUCGCAUUGCACAACUAGCAGGCCGCCAAAUGCAGCAUCAAAGCAGCUCCACCCCGACCAGUCAGAAAUUCAACCCAAUAUCGAAACCAAAGUGACAAAACAGAGGCAGGAGAAGUUUGCAGGCGAGACAGCCGACAGGAGAAACGAGCCGACGAUACCAAAACAGGCGGCGUUAGAGAAGCUCAAAGCUGCCGUCAAAACGAUGGAACAGCUUUAUGUUUUUGACAGGAACGAAUGGAAGCGUAAAACUCAAGCUCCGCAGCCGAUCACAGACAGCCACGUGUUGUCCCUUAUUGCUAGGGAGGAACAGGGAGCAGAGGAGAUGGACACAACAAACACUGAAAGGAUAACGCAGUCGGUGAUAGAUAACACAGACGCAGGCAAACCACAGGACGAUAAAGGAGCUCUGAAUAUCAUACAUGUCCCGUAUAGCGAUGACACGUUCAAAACACAAUCACAGCAGAGUAAAACGUUCAGUAACAAAAGCGUCCUUCAUUUUGGCAAUAAGGCACGCGUCAGCAUUAGUUCAGUCAGUAACUCUAUUCCACAAAGCUCUGCACUCCAGACAUCAUCGACUAUGAAAAGCUCAAACGCACCGGUGGCUCCACUGUCGGUGAAAAUAGAACCCCCGAAAAACAACCAGGUGGAGCAGGGAAAGGUCAAAAUCAUUCCCACUAAUCCCACUGUCGCACAGGCCUGUUCAGACUCUGAGAACUAUUUAACCAUACCGGGGCUCGGGUACACGAAUGAAAUCAAACUGCAGAAUCGAGAGUCGAGGGAGGUGAGUUCAAACCAAAUCAAAACACCAGAGCAGAAAAAGUCUCCGUUAAUCAUGGAGUACCCAGCUUCAAGCAUCUACCAUCACUCGGGGGCAACACCGGUGCUUCAAGCACAACAGCAGGUGUUGUGUUUCUCUCCAUCUAUCCCGGCUGUGUCACCUACACCUUCUACCGGAGAGACAGCCCCACAAACCCAGCGCAAGAUGCUGCUGGACCCCACUACAGGACAUUAUUACCUGGUGGACACUCCCAUACAGGCCACCACAAAGAGACUGUUUGACCCCGAGACAGGACAGUAUGUGGAUGUACCCAUGCCCCAUUCUCCUGUGGCACCUGUUACCCCUGUCACCACUGUGCCUCUCUCUUUGUCCCCCCUGGCUCUGAGCCCAGGAGCGUACGCCCCCACCUACAUGAUCUACCCUGGCUUCAUUCCCUCACCCACCCUGCCCUCCCAGGCGGUGCUGCCACAGUCACUGUGUCACUCUGAGGAUGCAGGAGGAGAAAAGGUAAAGAACGCCAGAAGCCCCAGAUUGGAAACUAAUACAACAGGCGGCGAGAGUGCGUAUUACAGCGCAACAGGUGAGGCUCCACAAGGUCAGCUACCUGUGAACUUGGGACAUGUGACCGCCAGAGGAGGUGCAGCAAGCUCUGACAGGAAGCCAGUUAUCAGCAUCACAACGCAACAAGGUCCAAGAAUCAUCGCCCCACCCUCCUUUGAUGGAACAACGAUGAGCUUUGUAGUGGAGCAUCGGUGACCAAGGAAACAUCUCAUCAUACAUACACCACCGAAGAGUCUGCCUUCAUUCACCGAAAGUGCAGUUUUUACCCCCGUCACCCCGCCCCACCCGUGAUCUACUUCCCAGGACAACUUCCACCAACAGCAAUUCCCGUCCCCACUCUUCUGUGUUGUUUGUUCUUGCAGCAGACAUUACUGUAAUCUGUAUGCAUCGCAGCACUUUGUAGGGUAAAUGCAUUCAGCCUCGUCCUCUGGCUGAUGCGCUGCCAUAUUGCUUUAUGUAUCUGCUUUGUAAUACUUUCCGUUCGGCUACUGUCUAGAACUCUUGAAAUGCUGUUUGUGCCCUGAAACAUGUCUAUUCAAAAGGAAACAAGGCAGAUCUUCUAUCACAGCUAGAGCUGCAUUAUUUUAUUAUUGCGAUAAUGUUAACAUGUCUUUUAAAGUGAGACUAUCUAACUUUGCAAAGGGAAAAACAAAACAUAUCUUACUUGUAUAUAUGAAAAAGUUUAACUCAUAGGCAAUAAAACAGAAUAUAAUACUGUAGAGGAUUUGCUGCUACAACCUUUCUUGGUUUGGUAUGACCUUGUUUGCAAACCUGAUAUAUAUUAUUGUGUGACUGAUUGAGUUAGUUACAUUAUUUCUCUAGUUGCGCUAUUGUUACAGAUACAUGUUUGAAUGAUUUUAUUACAAAGAUAAAAACAAAUGGUAAACCCAUCAUACCUCUCCAGGAGACAUGUUUGUUGUUCUCUGCAUGUGCAUGGAUGUAUCAGGCUAGAUACUUUACAGUUUGUCCCAAUGGCCAAAAGUGGUACUGCAACCAAAAAAGAAUCCCUUGCAGCCAAGACCGUCACUUUAAAAUUUCCACUUCUGGAGGAACUGUGGGCCAUGUUCGAAGCGGCUUCUCAAAAUUAUGGCCAGAAGGUCUCCUGUGCUUGUUGUGCCUGUAACAAAAAAAAACCCACUAGUGAACAUCACCGAUGAGGCAAGGCUUAAUCCAGGCUGUUAACAACUCCGAGGAACUCCUUCUCCUGACUCCAAAGCUGGAAGACUUGAGGAAAGCCGUAUCAAAUUAAUAGUAGUCUUAGAGUCUAAGUUGACACUCCUCGUUUUCAUGCAAGGGUCAAGUACAUUGCCUAGCCUUCCGGUGAAAGCCGAGAUGUAGAGUUUUCUGUUUGGUGGCCUCAUGAUUGCAUCUCUGCUUUUUGUGGAUGAUGCAGCACUACUGGUUUUAUUAGUCUAUGACUUCCACUGUGCACUUGUUGAUGUUUGUGGCCUUGGUUAAAGUGGCGGAGACACAGGAUGAUGUCCAGUCUGGUAGCUUGUUAGAAAAUGGUGGAUUGCUUCUUUCACGUUUUUUUAAGUGAGUCACUACCCAAAGUUAAGGACUUGGGGUUUUGUACACACGGGAGGACAAGGUGAAGUGAAACUGACAGACGGAUUAGUGAUAUGUCAGCAGGGAUGUGGACGCUAAACGGUUGUGGCGAAGAGAUAGCUGAGACCAACUGAUCUCCAACCCUCCCCUUUCGUCAUAGCUUUGGGUAAUGACUGAAAAGUUGCAAACACAAGCCAAGCAGGUUUGGGCAGCUGAUUUGGAUGCCUCCUGGGUGCCAACCUGUAGAGGUAUUCCAGACACAACAACCGGCAGAUUCAAAAUAUGCUGGAGGGGUUUAAUAUCCCAUGUGGCCUGGGAAUACCUCAAGAUCCUCCAGGAAAGAAUGGAAGGUGCGGUGGGAAGACUACCUUGAUGGAUGGAUGGAUGGAUGGAUGGAUGGACGUCAGUAAAGUAAUUGACAAAACACUCUCAGAGCUUCACACUUUCCUGCAGUUGCUGCUUGUGGCCACAGUGGCCGCUGUUAAUCAAAAGUUACAUAGCCUUGCUUUAAUUCAGACAAUUAUAUAAUCACUUACAUUGAAUACAACCUGUAAUGUGUACUUUACAGUUUUCUGAGGACAGGGACCAUUUGACUGCACUGAAUAAAAAAAAAAAAAAAAUCAACAGAUUAAUGUUGAAUCACCUAUUUUGAAGAUAAAUAAAUGAUGGACACCUGGACAUUGCUAUGUGUCAUAUUACGUCUCUGCAACACUAAUUUGGCACAUUGAAAAUAACAUUUUCAUGUUUUUUUUUAGGAGUCUGUGGCUCAUGUUGGACUUGAAGUAUGUGUAACCUUUGUGUCAUGUCUCACAAAAUGCUGAUAAUACCUGCACAAGUGAAUGCUGUAUGCAAGCGGUGUUUGUUUAUACUUUUAAAAGCACACUCCUCACAUGUUCCAGUGAAAAGAAAAAAGAAACACACCAUGUGUGUGUUGCUCAGAUGAAGCGGAGCUGGGAUUCUGGUUUAACAGUGUACUUAGGUCAAUAUUUCCUAAGUAGCGUUAGGCCUAAUGAGUCAGAGCCAGCUGAGAUAUUUAGGGGAUAACUUCCUCUAUUGGUGUUGGGGUUUAUUUUACACUUUUGUGUAAUGAGAUGGGAAUUGUGUGCAUCUGAAUGCGUUUGUGUUUGUGACUGUGAGUUAUGUACGGCAUUUCAGCAUUCUGUGAGCAUACAACAAGGAGUCAUGUUACUUCAGCGUGGACAGGAGCGUACACGUGUCGGGUGUGUCUUUACACUUUACGCACAGCAAUGUCAAUUUGUCUUGUUCGAACGCCUUGACCUCUCGAGUUUAAACGUGUUUGAGGUUUUCAUUAAAACGACACAUGAACUGAUCCACACAUUUGAUUACUGGUUUUCUGUACAGUGAGCUAUGUCUGUGCUGUUUCCUUUUGAAUAUGCAGUGGCGCACCAUAGGUCAUUGUGCUAUACUUGACUCAGUUAUACCAGCAUCCCAUGUAGAAGUAAUGCAAACCGUAGAUUGCUAUAUUUGUGUUUUAAAUCUGAACACAUAUUAAAAGGUAUUUGGAGCUGCUGGUCAGUCUAUGUACCUUAAAUUCUGUAAAAUACAUGUUAUUAUACCUCUGUGACAACAGACUUUAUAUAAAUUGCCCUAUGAGUUGAUUUCAUUUUAAGUGAUAUGAAUUCAUGCAGUGAUUUGAAAGAUUUGUUGGCUGUGCAGUAGAUUGGACAUGGUUUGCUCUUUAGAGCGACUUAACGGUAGAACAUUUAAUGCAUUUUGAGGUGAAGUUAAAUCUGUACAAUUCAUAACAAGCUGUACUUCUUAAUGUUUUAUGUGUCCCUGAGGCAGUUGAGAGCAAUGCAAGCUCAAAACACAUUUAUUUGGAAAAUGAUAAAUCUGAUGCGUAGAAAUUACUUCUUUUUUUCUUUUUUUAAGUAUUCAAAGAGAACUGCGAACAAGCCCAGAGAGAUAUGAUAUGCUACCUCUUGCCAGAGAGUUUUUAAAAGUUAUAUGUUUGAUCAGCAAGUUGUCCAAAGGUGGAACAUAAUAAAACAUAGAUUUCACAAAUUUGAGAUGAAGCACAUUUACAUAUCAUUUUGAAACCCUGUGAAGACUAACAUAAACAAAUAAAUAUAAUCUUUUUAAUUUUUAUAAGCUCCAGUAAACCAGCUAUUCUAAUUGUGUCAUAAAAAAACGUAUAAAAAAAAACGUUCUCCCACAUUUUAUUAGUUUCUUGUAUGACCUUUAUCUGUGAAUAAUAAUGUACUUAAUGCACUUGGAUUGUCUCUAUUUUGUCACCGACACUGACAGCAACGAAUGGCUGUAAACGUUGGCGAUAGCAGGAGCACAACAUGGACUUGUUAAUUGUAAAAUGAAACAUUGUUAAUUGUUUCUGCUGAAUUUUACCCAGAGAUGCACUGUAACAUAGAAAAUCUCAUUUGUUUUAAAACAUUCUUCCAAAAUGUCCUUCAACAAACCUGCUGACUUUGAGGUUAAAUACGGAAAACCGACUGUAUCGAAGCUUGCUUUUGUUAUAAAGAGAAAGAAGGUUAACUGAAAGUGAGAUGGUCUGAGAUAAGUGCAUUCAUGAA
Messenger RNA from Larimichthys crocea (large yellow croaker), 8275 nucleotides. RefSeq lists its product as hypothetical. The record is from RefSeq and is a predicted model, not a curated record. The transcript is spliced from 2 exons. NCBI's taxonomy places the organism in Eukaryota, Metazoa, Chordata, Actinopteri, Sciaenidae. Bases 96 to 4373 code for a protein of 1425 amino acids.